Messenger RNA from Pisolithus orientalis, 1044 nucleotides. RefSeq lists its product as uncharacterized. Bases 222 to 896 code for a protein of 224 amino acids. The record is from RefSeq and is a predicted model, not a curated record. Gene Ontology annotation, molecular function: DNA binding; zinc ion binding. NCBI's taxonomy places the organism in Eukaryota, Fungi, Basidiomycota, Agaricomycetes, Boletales, Pisolithaceae. The transcript is spliced from 9 exons.
CACAGGGGUCGACCAGGCCCUGCAUGGAAUAUCUACAUGGUCGUGCACAACAUUGGCUAGGCACUAGAUCCGGGAGGGCCCGUGCGUUGCAGGGUACCUAAAGUCGGACUUUGAAGGCACAGGGUGGUUCAACAAAACUGCGUCGCGUUGAGAUGAACCGCCCCCCAUUUCUUUCCCUCCCAUCCACAACCCAACUCUUGCUCAAAUUACAUUCUUAAACGAUGUCUGACAACGAGGGACCCACUAAGAAGGGUGGCUAUCGUGUAGAGUACGCGUCGUCCGGUCGUGCAAAAUGCAAGGGUCCCAAGCCUUGUGCAGGAACUGAUAUCCCGAAGGGCUCACUGCGCCUGGGUUCCCUCGUCGAGAUCAGGGGUAUGCCCAACUAUUCGUGGCGCCACUGGGGAUGUACCACAUCGAAGCUUAUAUCCAACAUGAAAGAACGACUCGACGGCGAUGUCGAAGAAUUGGACGGUUUUGACGAGCUGAGAGACGAAGACAAGGACCGCCUUCGCCGUGCCUUUGAAGAAGGCAAAGUCGCUGAUGCAGAUGUACCGCCUAGUGCAGGCAAGCCUGCUGCAGGCGACACUACGGAAGGUGAGAAGCCCAAGAAGAAGCGUGCCCCUGCAAAGAAGAAGACCGAGGCCGAGGAAGGCGAUGAGGAGAAGCCUAAGAAAGCACCGGCGAGGAGGCCUCGCACCAAAUUUCCCGAGGCAGUAAAUGGUGCCCCUGCGGAAAAGAAGGCUGCCACAAAGAAGAGGGUAACGAAGAAGAAGGAUGAGUCUGAAGAAUCGGGGGAGGACUUUGCAGAAGAGAUUGCGGAGCGCCCAACAACGUCAAAGCCUGCUUCGUCCUCGAAGAAGCAAAAGACUACGUCAUCACGAGCGAAGAAAGAUUGAGUACAUAUGAUAUCCGUGUAUGUCUAUGAACACGUUUUUUCUUCCUUUCGGCUUGGCCACUACGUCGCUACUUUUGUAACUUUGUUUGUGUCGUUCCACGCUAGUAUUUACGUUGCCCGAAUUACAUCAUAGUCUGUCCACGAUACAG